UCAUCUACAGAAGGCUGGCCAGCUUGGGAAACACAUGAAAUGUGGAAACACAAGCGAAAAUUGGAAGUCAGGGACCGGUGAUACUGAACGUUGAACGUUGAACACCGAUCUGACAUUGAAAAUCUCUCGGGAAGUCAAAGUUGUCAGGGUUGCCAAGAAAAUUCUGUCCCAGUGUCGCGUUGAUACAUUUUGAAUCUUCAUGUCUUGCAGGAUGGAAGGCACCUGUAUCACGCACAACAUUCAGUCGAACCAUGAGCUUCAUACUGACGUCGUCGAUGUGUGGAACUUCCAUGACCCUCAUCGUUACUUGCUCAGCCUAGAGUUCAGGGAAUUGAUGAUAAAAAUGGUCGAAGUUGGAUCUACAAAAGGAUAUCAACGCUUCUCUCUCGGCCACUCGGUGCUUCAGUGCUUCAUGUCCUACAUCGUCGACUUAACACUUGUGUUGCAGACGCUUUAUCUCGUGUCAGAAAGCCAUGAAGUCACUCGUAGGGCCAUCAACUUGCUCGCAGUCAAAUCCUAUAUCGCCUCCCCAAUGGGGGAAGAAGUUCGUAUUCGGAUUCAGGACCACGAUAGGCAAUUGACCAUCCUGGAACGCGUGGAUCGCAAUACCUUGAACAAACUCGCUGAGGUGAUGGAAUUUUAUAGCAUUGAUGCAGCACAAGUGUCCGAACUUCGGGAAAAGAUUCCCCCUAUGGAUUUAUUAUCGGACGAACCAUGAUCUCAUGCCCUUCUCUUCUUCCUAGCAUUUGUGGCUCACGUUACAAAGAGGGUAUAUUACUAGCUUGUUCGCUGCACG
Suillus plorans is the source of this 796-nucleotide messenger RNA. RefSeq lists its product as uncharacterized. The transcript has 3 exons. NCBI's taxonomy places the organism in Eukaryota, Fungi, Basidiomycota, Agaricomycetes, Boletales, Suillaceae. The record is from RefSeq and is a predicted model, not a curated record. Bases 200 to 718 code for a protein of 172 amino acids.